AUUAAUUUGGUUUUGAUCCGGGAGUGGAGCGAAGCGUCAGGCUCACGGUAGGUUUGGUUACUUCGCCUGUGAGGCUUAUUACUUCGUUAUUUUAAGACUGGUAGACCAGGUAGACCCAGCGCCAUAGGUUGCUUCACCUUAAACAUUUGUCCUCCUCGACCACUCUGAAAAUUUGUUCGGGACGACCAGCGUUGUAAUCCGGCAAUAGUUGCCACGGGCCUUUCCAAACCUAACUCCAUGAACGCAGUGGUGGCAGUCCACGUCGGUGCCGGCUACCACUCGCCAGAAAAACUGACCGUCUACAAGCGACUCUGCCAUUUGGCCUGCAGGAAGGCGGUCGCAAUGCUCGAACGCCCGGACUGUACCGCGCUCGAAGCCGUGUCCAGCGCGGUCGUCGUCCUCGAAAACGACCCGGCGACCAAUGCUGGCUAUGGCUCCAAUCUUACCAUGUGCGGCAACGUCGAGUGCGACGCCUCGGUGAUGGAUGGCAAGUCCCUCAAGUUCGGCGCGGUAGGCGCCCUCCCGCGCGUUGAAAACCCGGUGCUGGUCGCCAAGGCGCUCUGCGAAGCGCAGGCCCGGGGUCCCCUGUCCUUGGGCAGGAUCCCGCCGUGCUUCCUCGUAGGCGAGGGCGCGUUUCGUUGGGCGCAAACUCAUCUGCAGGUCGGCACAGGGUCGCAGCUCGUCACCGAACAGGCCAGGCGCUGCCACACGAAACACAAAAAGAGAAUGCGUCUAUCAGAGAACUGUCUGCUGCCAAAAGCUUCCGGAGGAAGUUCCUCAUCGUUGAACCAGGACAGAGGGACUGUAGUACAAUGCCACUCCGAAAACUUCUGCAAAGGUUGUGAUCAGGACCUAGUCAACCGUGUGGCGUCGAGCCUCCGUGCCAAAGGGUUGGACGCCCCCUGUGGUCUCGAAGGCAAGGAUGAUGACUGUUCUGAACACAGUGGAUGCCUCCUGGACACGGUGGGAGCCGUCUGCUUGGACAAGUCCGGAAAUGUCGCUGCCGCGGUGUCCAGUGGGGGUAUUUGGAUGAAGCACAGCGGACGGGUCGGACAGGCUGGCGUCUACGGCUGCGGCUGUUGGGCCGAGAACUCUGCCGAUGGCAGUGCAGUCGCCGUAUCCACAUCGGGUGGAGGCGAGCACCUCAUCAAGACAAUGCUGGCACGGCGAUGUGCAGACGCUCUCUUGUCCGCAGAAGACGGGGCCACGGCCUUGCAUGGAUGCUUCAGGGCUGGGUUCCUGGACUCUCCGUUCCUGCAGGAUGUCAGUGAGAAGCUGGGAGGAGUCCUGACACUGAAAGCAGAUGCAGAGAGUGCGGUCUGCGACGUGCUAUGGGCCCACACAACCAGGACGCUGUGCUACGGUUACAUGCAGACUGGUGGGACGUCGCCCAAGUUUGGCUGCUCGAGGCUCCAGGCAGGGGAAACUGUUGGGAAGAGUGUGGUCGUUGGUGGGACUCCGCUCAGGCUGUGUUCUCCAUUUGAAAGGGACUGCUUGUGAUGUGGCGAUAUUGUGAGGAAAUAAACAACUGCAGAGA
This is a messenger RNA of Ixodes scapularis (black-legged tick), 1537 nucleotides long. RefSeq names its product threonine aspartase 1 (gene Tasp1). NCBI's taxonomy places the organism in Eukaryota, Metazoa, Arthropoda, Arachnida, Ixodida, Ixodidae. Bases 238 to 1500 code for a protein of 420 amino acids. Gene Ontology annotation, biological process: protein maturation. The record is from RefSeq and is a predicted model, not a curated record. Gene Ontology annotation, molecular function: threonine-type endopeptidase activity. The transcript has a single exon.